Molecule: messenger RNA, 1560 nt
Organism: Culex quinquefasciatus (southern house mosquito)
Lineage: Eukaryota; Metazoa; Arthropoda; Insecta; Diptera; Culicidae
Product: cytochrome P450 4c21
Exons: 5
Coding region: 40-1560 (506 amino acids)
Molecular function (GO): iron ion binding; monooxygenase activity; heme binding
Source: RefSeq, a predicted model, not a curated record
GAUCCUGGGUUCGUUUGUGUCACCGCGUCGGAAGUCACCAUGCUGUUCGCAGUGCUCCUGUCGAUUGUGGGCACUUUACUGUUGGUUCAAUACCUAAAGUUUACCUGGACGACUCAGUACAUUGAAAAGAUUCCACCAUGCAUGCCCAAAUCGCUGUACCCACUCGUGGGCCACAUUCCCAUGCUCGUUGGGCUUGAUUCCGAAGGCAUCUUCAACAUGAUGGCCAGCGCAUGUCGGCAGGUAGACCGGCUGGGUCGUCUAAUGAUCGGGCCACUUCCGGUGAUUCUGAUCAACCAUCCGGAAACGAUGGAGGCCGUGAUGACCAGUGAGCAUAUGCUGAGCAAGCCGUUCUUCUACGACUUUAUGGAGGUGUCCGAUGGAAUUUUCGGAAUGAGAGAUGGCGAACGGUGGUCCCACGUGCGGAAGCUUCUGAACCGGACCUUCAACCCGGCGAUACUAAAAAGCUUUCUGCCGAUCAUGGAGUCGAAGGCAAACACGAUGGUAGAACGACUACGACCGCUGGUUUCGGGGCAGGGCAAAACCGACUCCGGAAUCGACAUCCUGCCGUACUUUGCCGAGUGUACCCUCGAGAUGAUCUUCAACACCACGAUGGGCUACAACGAGGGCAAUGUGCCCGGGAAGAGUGAAUACCUGCACCGAUUGGAAGUAGUCAUGAAAAUAGUGAGCGAACGGAUGGCUAAUGUUCACCAAUAUUUGGAAGUAAUCUUCCAAAUGACGGAAGCGUAUCGGGAGAAGCAAGCCUGCCGAAACUGGGUAGAUCAGUUUGCUGAAAAGAUCGUUAAACACAGAAGACAGCAACUGAAAGAAGCUCAAAUACAGGCGCCUGAAGAAGACGAGUUCCGAACCAAGUCAAUGAUCUUCCUGGACCAACUGUUGACCUAUCGAGAGGGAGAAAAGGCAGUCAACUUCACCGAUCAGGAGAUCAUGGCUCAUCUGCUCACGAUGAUGAUUGCGGGUUCCGACACCUCCACCUUCGUAAUGUCCACCGUUUGCCUGUUUCUGGCGAUGCAUCCAGAAGUUCAGGACAAAGUGGUGGCCGAAAUGAACGCCGUAUUUUCGAGCGAUUCCAUCGAGAUCUGUCAGGACACGCUGCAGCAGCUGCGUUACACCGAACAGGUCAUCAAGGAAACGCUUCGCUUGGCGCCAGUGGGCGUACUCAUGGCGCGGGAAACCAGUGCCGAAGUGACGCUGAACGGAGUCCGAAUCCCACCGAAUCAGACCAUCAUGUACAAUCUGUAUGCGUACCACCGCCGGAAGGACAUCUGGGGCCCGGAUGCGGACCAGUUUGAUCCGGACCGGUUUGAGCCGGAGAGGGCAGAAAAACGGCACCGUUAUGCGUUUGUUCCGUUUCUCGCGGGUCAGCGGAACUGUAUAGGGCAUCGAUAUGCCAUGUAUUCUAUGAAAAUUGUACUGCUGCGGGUGCUGCAGGAGUAUCGACUGUGGACGAGCUUGAAGCUUUCGGAAUUGCGGUUCGAAUUUAAAGUUUCACUACAUCUGGUUGGACCGCAUUUGGUAUGGUUGAGUAAGAGAAAUAAAUAA